Ictalurus punctatus (channel catfish) is the source of this 3286-nucleotide messenger RNA. RefSeq names its product cap methyltransferase 2 (gene cmtr2). The record is from RefSeq and is a predicted model, not a curated record. Gene Ontology annotation, molecular function: methyltransferase cap1 activity. Bases 234 to 2465 code for a protein of 743 amino acids. NCBI's taxonomy places the organism in Eukaryota, Metazoa, Chordata, Actinopteri, Siluriformes, Ictaluridae. Gene Ontology annotation, biological process: 7-methylguanosine mRNA capping. Gene Ontology annotation, cellular component: nucleus; cytoplasm. The transcript has 3 exons.
AUGUCUUCACCCGUGUUAAACGCGCCUUAAUGUUUUCCAAGGGAAAAAAAAAGAAAAACAAGCAAAACGCCCGCUGAGAAGACAGAACAGUGUUUAGCUGCUCCUGGUUAGCAGGCCCGGAACGCGACCACGGGUCUUUCCUGAUCAGCUACACCGGACUCCGCGCUUCACACAGCGGUCACGCGGCUUGUUAUCCGUCGGCUGUGUGGGGAUAAGAUAUAUAGGAUCGGAGGAUGAGCAGGGGACGCAGCGCAAAAAAACGACUGCCUCCAGACAAGCCGGACACUCCUGAGCCUUUUGACGAUGCGAUUCUGGAAGAGGUGAAGCAGCUUUUUAACAAGGUGAGAGAGUACAGUGCUCCACCCGGAGACGAAUGGUGCUUACCGGACCCCAGCGCGGUGCUCCGUGACCGGCCAUGGAGUCAUCCACCUCUGCAGACUCUGAAAAACUCCUUAAACGAGGUGAAAAAUCAGCUCAGUGACAAAGAUUUGGCAGUGUGGCACCAGCACACCUGCUCCACCAACAGAGCGGGUACCAUUACGUCCAACCUCCGCGAGACUGCCAAUGCAGAGCUUUGCACUCAGGCCUGGGCGAAAUUCUACGAGAUCCAAGGAAGCUUCAAACUCCUGUCAGAAACGGCACUGCGAAACGGUGAAUUGAACUCGGUCCAUUUGUGCGAAGCUCCUGGAGCAUUUAUUGCCGCGCUUAAUCACUUCCUUCAAACCAGCAGGCUGUACUGCGACUGGACCUGGGCUGCUAACACACUGAAUCCGUAUCACGAAGCUAACGGACGGAGUCGCACUAUUGCGGAUGACAGACUCAUCGCUCAUACUCUCCCUUGGUGGUUUUUCGGCUCGGACAACACCGGUGACAUCAUGCUUCAGAAGCAUUUGCUGGAGCUGCAGGUAUUUGUUGGUAACAUGCGCAGUGUGGAUUUGGUCACUGCGGACGGAAGCUUUGACUGUCAGGGUGACCCGGGAGAGCAGGAGAGUUUAGUGGCUCCGCUGCAGUACUGUGAAACCGUGUGCGCUUUACUCUUACUUGCCCCUGGAGGCUCGUUUGUCCUGAAGAUGUUCACGCUUUUUGAGCAUUCGUCCAUUUGCCUGCUUUACCUCCUUGCGUGCUGCUUUCGCGUGGUUCACGUUUUCAAACCUGCGACUAGUAAAUCCGGGAAUUCUGAGGUCUACGUCGUGUGUUUGCACUUCAAAUCCAAAGACACCGUCCGGCCGCUGCUCUCAAAGCUGAUCCGUAACUACGGUCCAGAUAUGGUUUCUACGGUUGCGCUAUUUCCAAAAAGCUGCAUUCCUCACUCUUUUCUCAGGCAGCAUGAGGAAAUCUGCGCAUUUUUCCACAUGCUACAGGUCAACACCAUCCAGGAGAACCUGCAGCUCUUCACCAGUAUGACCACUGAGCAACGCAAUCGUUUAGAUCAGCUCAGAGAAUGUGCUGCGCAGUUCUAUGUUGAGCGUUUUCAGGUGCAGUCCUUACCACGCAAACGCUGGGUGUGCCGAGGUGGGUCGCUGGCCUGGGGGAAGCCGUGCCCGAGGAAGCAAAUGGGAUCUUUUAACCAGCGCAAGGAGAUGCAGUUUAAGGAAUGGAGGGAGCGUCUUGCACAUGGACCUUACCAGGCAUGGAUAGAGGAACAUUUUCAGGUUGAGGAAGGACAUCAUUCUGUACUUGCUGGUCCUGUGGCUGAGUGUGACUUAAACGCGUGGUUUAGUCACAUGGGAGCAGCACUCCCAAAAGUACGCAGCUCUGCUUUCUGUGAUCCGGAGUUACUCGAUCUGCUUAAUGAAGCUUUAGAGGAGCGGACCGUGGGCUUGAAGGAACAGCCACUGGCCCAAACCACACCAGCAUGCAGAUCUUGCUCCAUGAGGACUUCAUCUCCUGCAUCCAUAUUAAAUGAACUCUGCAACCAUCCAAAUGUUGUUUCUUGCUUAGUGUUGGUUGGGAACCAGUCAUGGCAGGAUGUACCACUUUCAGGAAACCAGCUACAGCCGCGGUUCUGUCCAGGCCCGUCCUACCCAGAGUUGUGCGUUUCCACUUUGCACGAUGGAGAUCCGCUUCAUCAACACAAGCUACUGAGCAGUGUGUGUUCAGCUCUGUGUGGACUUUCUGAAGGAUCAGCACUGGUGGUUCCAUUGUGCUCAGCUUUGACCCGUUUCACCGCAUCUCUGGUUCUCGCUCUCCAUCUCUGCUUCCAGUCGAUCGGUUUCCGUCGGCCCGUUUGCGGCCCACCUGUUGUGCUGCUGUGUGCGGGGUUCUCCUCUGUGCCUCAGAUCAACACCAUCCUCCAGGACGUCCUGGACCAAAUGAGAACGCUCGAACCGGACAGGCAGCUUCUGCAGUUUGCGCCGAUGGAAGAACUGAUCAGAGGUUCACUGCCUCACUUUCUGUUCGACCUCAACAACACUGUUUUGAGACAGCAGCUCCAUUUACUUCUACCAUUGCAGCAGAAAAGAUAACACGCUAUGUCUCUAUCUCACUGGGGCUCAAUCCCAGUCCUCAGUUCUCCAAACCCUCCAAAUUCUUGUGUGCCCCUUACUAAAAGACCAUUACUUCUCCAGCUUGUGACAGUGGAGGAAUUGAUUAAACUCCAUUUACUCCAAAAGCCAGAUGAUACUUUCCAUCAGUCUCAUUCCUCAGAGAUUUUCUAUUUUUCUGUAUUUAUUUCUACUCUCACACUUCUGACGGAGGUUGAACAUCGCUCAGUAUAUCGAGUUAGGAGAAAUUAAAUGAAGUAUAAUUACUGACUGGUUUGUUAUUCCUACACUAUACAAAGACACUCUAUACAGCUUGUAGCACAACGUGGUUGAGUUCUCGAAUCUGAUUGGUCAGAAUGUGAGCAGUUAUUUUCGUAUAACCGCGUGGUGUGUUAUCCUGUACUUCCAGUUUCUGGCCAACUGCAGUCAUUAAUUCUUUCACUAUGGACAGUUUGGUCUUGGGGACCCAUAUUUUGCAUAUUUUUCUUUUCCAUGGUCUUGCACGCUUCAGUUUGAGUUUUAUGUGCCAUGUAUAUAUGGAGAAGGCUUUUUGUUCAAGAAAAUAUAGAACAUUUAUGUUUGUCUAAAGCAGAUCAUUCAUUCUAUGUUGUGCAUUUAUUAUUAUGUUUUAGAAUGAUUUAUAUGUGAUGUGUAAAUGUCAAACUACUUUGAAUUGCCUUAGCUACUAUAUUUUUGACAGCAGCAGUUUAUUUUUGGGCACGUGGUCUGUUAUUAUUGUAUUAUGUUUCUAGGGUCAUCUACCAGCUGAAGAUUCCAACGCCAGUCCCCUGUAUUUGGGGGGG